AUGCCGACAGCGAACGCGAAGAAAUACUCAAGGAAGAACAACACCAAAUCAACAUGCGUUUGUGAAAUCCAAAUGAAAUUGGCCAUCCUCGGUUCGAGUCACAGCGGCAAAACAAGCCUAGUGAAACGUUUCCUAUACCGGUCCUUUAGCGAUAAGUAUAAUCCAACUCUGAUGGAUGUCUUUGAAGAACAUUACAUACUCGAUGCUACGGAUGUUGGUGUAUCAUACCGGAUCUUUGACCUUUCCGGUUCCGAUGAAUUUCCUGCAAUGCGACAACUUGCAAUUAGCUCUGCUGAGACAUUUGUCAUUGUGUACGCUGUGAAUGAUCGAAAAUCUUUCGAAGAUGCUAAGAAGGUGAAAAUGGAAAUAGUGAAAACCAAGGGACGAACUGAUUUACCUAUAUUAUUGAUUGCAAAUAAAUGUGAUGUCGCUGAACGGACCCAUCUCGUUAGUUCGGAAGAAGGUAGAAUGUUAGCAAGACAAUGGGGAUGCCAAUUCGCGGAAACGUCGGCUAAAAUUUCGCAGAAUAUUGACAAUUUAUUCAUAGAACCCACGAUUAAAAUAAUGAAACAGAAACAUCCGGAACUUGCUACAUUGGGUUACAAUUACCAGCCGUUAAUACCCGCUCCUGCUAGGUAA
Paramuricea clavata is the source of this 639-nucleotide messenger RNA. The record is from the annotation of a GenBank genome assembly. NCBI's taxonomy places the organism in Eukaryota, Metazoa, Cnidaria, Anthozoa, Malacalcyonacea, Plexauridae.